GCGCUGGGGAACCGGUACAGACCUUAGAUGCCUACCUCGUUCUGAAGCCAUACCUGUGCAAAACAUCCUACCUUCGCCAACUCAUGAUUUGAAAGACAGCAGCUUGGGUGUUGAAUGCACCCUCCCAUCUUCCACGCCCAUCCCACCACCCCAUCAUCAACCCGUCGCCACGUCCAUCCUUGGAUACCAUGCAGGAACCAUACGAAUUCACCGACAGCACCGACUGGCUCAGCACGCCUCUCGCGGCUCUGGCGCCCCUCGAAUCUUCGCUCCGCUGUCAAGUGUGCAAGGAUUUCUUCACAACGCCCAUGAUGACGAGUUGCUCGCACACGUUCUGCAGCCUAUGUAUUCGACGGUACUUGUCUCAGGAGGGGCGGUGUCCCGCAUGUCGGGAAUCGGACCAGGAAAUCAAAUUAAGACGGAACUGGGUUCUGGAAGAGUUGGUUGCGAACUUUACGGCGUCGCGGAGGGGAUUGUUGGAAUUUGCGAGAAGGGCAGCCGAGAAGACGCUAGCAGACGACGACAACGGCGGUGGUGCCGCGGAAUCACAGAGGCCGAAGAAGAGGCGGAAAGUGGCGAAUGACCACAAGGACAACACCGUACCCAAUGGAACGACGGAGAGACGGAGUACACGGAGCCAGAGCAAGAAAUUGACUGCAAGCCAAAGCCAACAGAGUGCUGCGGCGCCGUCGUCGACGCCCGAGUCUGUGAUUGAUGUGAUUGAGGACAGCGAGGAAGAAGGGAGUUUAUACGAAGAGACGGGACAAAGGCCCACAACGAGUCACAGUCCGCCGUCUUUGGCUAACGGUAACGGCUCGGCUGCCACUGAGCCAAACGACGGGCUGGUGGCAUGUCCAUGUUGUCAUCGCAGGAUGAAGGAGACCCUGAUAAAUUCGCACUUGGACAAGUGUAUCUUGGGCGAGAGUACCACGCCUGUGGAUGGCGGUGGCGGUACUACAACUAGGACAUCGUCUCCGGCACCAGGCCCAGCACCAACACCACCGCAGAUUGCUGCCCCAGGCACAAUCGCCUACACGCAGAAAAAGCCGGCGAAACAGAAUGAGCGCCUUCCAUUCAUCAACUAUUCACUAUUGACCGAUAAUGCAUUACGCAAGAAACUAAGGGAUCUAGGGAUCCCCACGCACGGCUCACGAGAGUUGAUGCGUCGGCGGCACACCGAAUGGGUGAAUUUGUGGAAUGCCAACUGCGACUCGACGAAUCCCGUGUCCAAACGGCAGCUGCUUCAUGAAUUGAAAGUCUGGGAAGAUACUCUAGGAAGGCAGGGUGAUAAAGGGACAGCUUCGGGAUUCAUGGCCAAAGACUUCGACCGUGACAAUUACGUGAAAAACCAGAAGAGCAAUUUCGACGAUCUCAUCAAACAGGCGAGGCAGAGACGGGCGGUGGCAUCCGAUAGGCCUCCGCCAACAGCAGACAAUGGGACUCCUAGUGCAGCGGAAGAGCACAACGGUGCUUCAGAUCAGGGAGUCAAACCCCAGGAUCAUGUGAAACAGCCAGACGGGCGCGCAUCGAUCGCAUCUAUCAUCAUGCCCGAGUCACCCAACAUUGUCCAAGGAGGGCACUUGAAUGGGACCGACGAUCGACUUCCUCGGGGGAAGCCAAGCCAUUUGCCUGCGGACACAUCUCUCGAACAGCAAGCUCCAUCACCGUCCGAUUCGAUCCCCUCAAGGUGGCCUGGGUCCGAGGGCGAGCCUCCGGACACUCCGGCAAAUGGCUAUGCCGCGUAGAUCUGUAAUGAUGUUGUUGGUCUGAGGCUUCGUUACUUGGUGUGUCUCGCCUUGUGUCUGUUAAGCCCGACUAUCAGUGAACGCCGUGGCGACGAGUAGGCUGACUGCAUUGUACAAAGUCGGCCCUGGAGCUACAUGUCAUGAAUUGAUCUGACAUGACAGCGACGAGCUCAUGCUGUUAAGGCAUAUGUUUCGCUUUGGAGGCCGUGGCCUCGUUGUGGCAUUCUUGGACACAGCCUGUUGUCAAUGAACAUAACUGAAAUCGUGUUAAUCGUCUCUUUCAUCUCGCGUUGCCAACAGAUGGUUUAUGAUGUUUCCCCCAUAAUUCUCUCUUGUUGUUCGUUAUGCUGCGCUUGUCGCACCGCCUCGAGGCGAUUCUGAUCCUGGUUGGGUUGUUGCCGCACGUCGUCGAUGUCCAACUUCCGAAGUUUCUCCAUGCUGGAUGACAAUGAUUGCUCCAGUGCAGCGUCGGACAUCGGAACGUUCUCCUGAUCGUUCCGCGGCCGCUCCCUUGCCUGUGGUUGAGAUUCGGCUUGAGCAGCCUGUACCUGAUCCAGCUCCGCCAACCGCCUCCGGGUGGCUUCGGCCUCUUGGGCCUCGAUCUGCUUCUUGACUUCGCGUUCCUUCUCCUCCUGUUUGAUCCUCUCCUCGCGCUCCAUGCUUUCGAGUUCUUCGUCGACCUCUCCCUCAUCCAGGACGGCCUUUCCAUCCAGGGGCUCGGCAAUCACACCCGUGACUUCAUCAACCUUGCCCAUCUCCUCGCGCAGCGACUCCAGCACAUCUUCGACCUUCUCAACCCCGCCGACCUGUUUGUUCAGCGUCUUGAGCACGCCCGCACUGGCCUCCAUCGCAGCCACGACCUCAACCUGAUCAGCCGCAGCUUGGAUCUUGCCGUACACUUCUUCAAGCUGAUGCAUGGUGUCGACACGCGACUGUAGGGAGCGUUCCGCCAGCUUCUUCGAGCGAAGCGCAGAAAGGGCGGACGUUUUAUUACCUGCUUUGACAGCCUGUUGCGCGGUGCUCUGGAGCGUGGAGACACGCGCGGUCAGAUUGUCGAUUUGGGCCGUGAGAUUUGUAAUGAGAGUCUUCAGGGAUGCGAUAGAUCGGUCUUCAAGUGUGAUGGGUUCGGGUAGAGACGCCGCGGGAGCCUUGAAUUUAAUGGUGGUGGCAUCGUAGUUGAGCACCUGUUUGUCCCGGGCCAGAAACCGUAGUACGACAUUGACGUCCUCCUCCGACAGAGGCGUGUCACCCGGCACUAGAUCGUUCAGUUCCUUCGUGAGAAGUUCUCGGCUCAGAAUUCUAU
Messenger RNA from Exophiala dermatitidis NIH/UT8656, 3048 nucleotides. Its product is annotated as E3 ubiquitin-protein ligase RAD18. Gene Ontology annotation, cellular component: Rad6-Rad18 complex; nucleus. Gene Ontology annotation, molecular function: single-stranded DNA binding; ubiquitin protein ligase activity. The coding region runs from base 189 to 1745 and encodes 518 amino acids. The transcript has a single exon. Gene Ontology annotation, biological process: protein monoubiquitination; DNA damage tolerance. The record is from RefSeq and is a predicted model, not a curated record. Lineage: Eukaryota; Fungi; Ascomycota; Eurotiomycetes; Chaetothyriales; Herpotrichiellaceae.